Molecule: messenger RNA, 3044 nt
Organism: Bemisia tabaci
Lineage: Eukaryota; Metazoa; Arthropoda; Insecta; Hemiptera; Aleyrodidae
Gene: shrb
Product: charged multivesicular body protein shrub
Biological process (GO): vesicle budding from membrane; late endosome to vacuole transport via multivesicular body sorting pathway
Cellular component (GO): multivesicular body; cytoplasmic side of plasma membrane; ESCRT III complex
Source: RefSeq, a predicted model, not a curated record
UUGGAUUUUGGAGUUUUGGUUUUGGUUAGGUGCGGAGUGCAAUUCUAACUUCUUUAGAGUGACUCAUGGUGUAAUUUAUCGAGUAUUUCUUUAUUCAUUUCUAAAUUGAAUUACUUUUAAGUGCUAGAAAUAACAUUAAGUCAAUAUGAGUUUCCUAGCAAAAGUGUUCGGUGGUAAAAAGGAGGAUAAAGCUCCCUCAACAGGGGAAGCUAUUCAAAAGUUGAGGGAAACUGAGGAAAUGUUAGUGAAGAAACAGGAAUUUUUAGAGAAAAGGAUUGAAAAAGAAAUUCAGACUGCCAAAGCUAAUGGAUCCAAAAACAAAAGAGCUGCUAUUCAGGCGUUGAAGAGGAAGAAGCGGCUUGAGAAACAGUUACAACAGAUCGAUGGCACACUGUCUACAAUUGAAAUGCAAAGAGAAGCACUGGAAGGUGCCAAUACCAACACAGCUGUAUUAACUACCAUGAAAAAUGCUGCAGAUGCGCUCAAAGCCGCUCACAAACACAUGGAUGUUGAUCAAGUGCAUGAUAUGAUGGAUGACAUUGCUGAACAGCAAGAUGUUGCUAAGGAAAUCUCUGAGGCCAUUUCAAAUCCAGUCGCAUUUGGCCAUGACAUUGAUGAAGAUGAAUUAGAGAAAGAAUUAGAAGAACUAGAACAGGAAGAACUAGACAAAGAACUUCUCGGCACUGGGCCUUCACCAGCACUGCCAAUUGUGCCUUCUGCAGAGCCUGCUAAAGUGGCAGAUAAAUCAAGUGGCAAGAAGAAAGAGGAAGAUGAUGAUGAUAUGAAAGAAUUGCAGCAGUGGGCUUCAUAAAAUUCACCUUCCCUUGUUUGUAAAGGUAAAUUCUUGAGAAAUAUUUUCACCCAACAAUGCUUGUCUAUUAAAAGCGACCACCUGCCUUUUUUCAUUCUCUCAAGGGAAGGGAAAUUUUAAACUGAAUAAUUUUCUAACACUAACUAUCGUUGUAUUUUAAACCAUUACAAAUAGAUUUUUAUGGUAUCAAAGCUCAACCAGCUAUGUUGUAAAUGAGUUCAGGCUUGGUUAGAGUUUUAAGGACCAAACUAUUUGCAAGUCAUUUUGUUACAGUCAAGAAUUUUCAUACUUGGCUGGCCCAAAUUACCUGGAAAAACUGUGGCUCUUGUUUUUUUUUAAAAUAUGUUGCAAUGUAAUUGCAGCAUUUUUCUAUUCCAGGUAUUGGAAGAACAGAAGAACUAGAUUUUACGUGGUAUACUACAACCGAUUUUUCCUAUCUUCUCAUCAAAAAUUUCCACAAACUUUACAAUAUAUCAAUUUUGAUCUUAGCUUUAUGUACCGUGCUUUGCUAAUCGCAAAAAAAAGAAGAGUGCUUUCAUUGCAAUGAAAACUACAAAACUUUUGUUUGAACGGUCAUCAAAGAGAGAAAAGACGUUUUACACCAACUUUCUGCUACAACAGCACAUGGAGCAUCUCCUCAGGAUUACCGUGUUUUCAAAUCUAAUUUCUUUGGUUGCUCUCUGCAUCAUUUUUUCUGAAGAUCACUAUAGUAAGUGCUGUGAAGGAACCUUUUCUGCCAUCCUGUCUGUUGGUAAAGAACGUGCUAGUUUUUAGAGUAUCAGGUUGAUAGUUUUUUAACUGUUCCUUCCCCUCUCUUUUACCAUCUUUGAUUUUGAAGAAAAGUUUCCUAUUUGUGAAGUAAGAUUAACAGUUUUCAACUCGGUGAGCAAUUGGUUUAUAUCAAUUUAGAGUGUUUUCUUUGAUAUUUUGGCUGUGCUUCUAAUUUUGAUAAGUUGUUGCUCGCUGUUUUUGAGGAACAAUAUUUAUCAUGUUAAUCCUAAGUUUACUCUAUUUAACCAUCAUCUCAAAAUUUAGCUGAGCCAUGUCAUGAGGUGAAAACUUCUCAAAAAUGACAUGAAUUUCUGUUUUUUUCAAUUUAUUUUUACCGGAAGUGGAGGAACAUUUAUUCUAACGAACCAUUCUUUGCUCAUAAUCCAAGAACCUUUUUGGUUAUUCCUGUCUACGUUAAAGCUCCCUUGCUAUUUGUCACAAAUGUCUACAUAGUAAUGGCAAAAGUAUUUGACUUUGAUCUAUUGUAUCAAAUUCAAAACACUUAUUGUUCAUCAUGGAGUCUGAGAUGUAGGUUUGUUGGGUUCGAAGGUUGUUAUGUUUUCACAUGAUUCGUACUUUAAUUCCUCAUGUGGGAAAACCUUUGGAACCUUUUCUAAUUUAUCAGUGACAUAAGGAAAAUACUCUCCACAUGCAUUAUUUUGUAAUCUGAGAAAUAAGGGAAAAUGAAGAUGCCUCCUAUACCCUCUUUGUUAGCUUUUCUUAUUUUGCUUUUCAUAUUAAGUUUAAUUUUCUCACCUAGAAAUUAUCUUUACGAAAGUUUGUUGAAGAAAAAAAGGAGCAACACAGAAAAGUACUUAAAUCAUCAACAGUGGUGAUUCAAAACUGAAACUUUUUAAUCAGGCAGUUUUUAACACAUUGGAGGAAAAUGUUACCCUACAAUGCAGAUUUUCCAAGUUUAAAUCAAAAGAAAACCGAGCGCAACACUUAAAAGACAUAAAACGAAAACCUGUUAUAUUAGUGAUCAAAAAUUCUGUAGCCGAAAAGUUUGUCAAGUUUUUUUUAAAACUAUUAUUAAAUCAAGACUUGAUGAAAUACUUUGGUUAAGAUGCAUCAUAAUUUAAUUACACCUGAUCGAAUUUGUCAAAAUAAUAUACAAAUAUGUCUAUAAUUACAUUGUCAUGGCUUGAUAAAAUAAAUGUUGCCUAAUUUUUUUUCUUGUUAAGAAAAAUUACUUCGCCUCCUGCUUUAUUUUUGAGCAUUAGCCAUUAUUAAAUAACCUUUUUUUACGACUGUUUCUCAAAGCGUUCAUGUGUAAAGGGAAGUGGCAAUAAGGCUUUUGAAGGUACUUACUAACACCUUGAUUGAAAUGUAGGGUCGUUAAUGAAAAAUAAAAAUAAUAAAAACUACUCCCAGUUGAAAUGAAUGACUAGAAUUUUAUUAACAUUUAUUUAUUGGACAAAAAAAAAAGAUCAGAAAAGAGGAGACGUAAAGAAAAACAAAA